AUGAAGCUCAACGCCUUUUUCGUCGCGCUCGCCAUCGCAAGCAGUGUGUCCAUCCAUGCUGCGCCUUUGAUCGAGCCUCGAGGCUUCAAAGAUGCCUGGAAGGCGGUCAAGUCGGCCAGCGGCAAGAUGCUCGGCAAGGACAGUGCCUACGAGCAGAGGAUGAGCGAGCCGUUCUACUCGCCUGACUAUGUUCCUCAGCCUGGCUACGAGCAAUAUGGCAAUCACGCUCAGACUCCCGAAGGGUUCAUGAAUAAGAAGUUGCAGGAGAAGAAGGCAAGCAAGAACAAGGGUUCUGUUGAAGGCAGUUCUUCCACGGCCUAUGAAGCGCCUCCAUCCCAUAGCUACGAAGCGUCGCCCGAACACGCUCCUUCGCGCGAAUCCAGCCCGGAGCCGAUGAGCCCUCCUCGGGCCCAGCAGAGCACACCUGGUGGUGCGAUGGUGCCGUAUGUUCCGCCUCCUGCCCCCGCUCCCGAGCGACCCUACCAUCCCUUCGAGUACACCGGACCCAACCAUCCGUACGCUCCUGCUCCGGCUGAGUACAGUCACUACGGUCAGCCAUACCACCCGCCGCCCGGGUACGCCCCUCAGUACGGUCAUUCUCCGAGCUAUCCUUCCUACGAUCUGACACCGGGCUACACCUAUCGCCCCGGGCAUGCCCAUCCGGACAUGGCCUAUUCGCAAUAUGGCAACAACUAUCACUACAUGCACGGCGCCCCGGGCGAGCAUGUCCCACCUCCUGACCAGACCUACCACGGCUACCCUGGAGGUGGCUGGUAG
Molecule: messenger RNA, 777 nt
Organism: Kalmanozyma brasiliensis GHG001
Lineage: Eukaryota; Fungi; Basidiomycota; Ustilaginomycetes; Ustilaginales
Exons: 2
Coding region: 1-777 (258 amino acids)
Source: RefSeq, a predicted model, not a curated record